Hansenula ciferrii is the source of this 684-nucleotide messenger RNA. It is a transcript of the gene LOG1, whose product is annotated as Log1p. The coding region runs from base 1 to 684 and encodes 227 amino acids. The record is from RefSeq and is a predicted model, not a curated record. The transcript has a single exon. Gene Ontology annotation, biological process: cytokinin biosynthetic process. Gene Ontology annotation, molecular function: hydrolase activity, hydrolyzing N-glycosyl compounds. Lineage: Eukaryota; Fungi; Ascomycota; Saccharomycetes; Phaffomycetales; Wickerhamomycetaceae. Gene Ontology annotation, cellular component: cytosol.
AUGACUUUAACUCCAGAAAAAACAAUUUGUGUAUUUUGUGGUUCAUCAUUUGGUAAUGAUCCAAAAUUUGCUAAACAUGCAAAAGAAUUAGGUUCUAAAAUUGCCUUAAAAAAUUGGGGUUUAGUUUAUGGUGGUGGUACAACAGGUCUUAUGGGUUCUGUUGCAAAAUCAUGUUCAGAAAAAAAUGGUUAUGUUCAUGGAAUUAUUCCAAAUGCUUUAGUUUCAAGAGAAAGAAUUGACCCUGAAAAAUUAAAUCAAAGUUUAAAAAAUGAUAUUGAUAAUCAUAAUGGUUGGACUCCAAUUAGUGAUGAAUAUGGUAAAAGUACAAUUGUACCAGAUAUGCAUACAAGAAAAAGAUUAAUGGGUGAAGAAGCUGAUGCUUUUAUUGCAUUACCAGGUGGUUAUGGUACUUUAGAAGAAAUUAUGGAAGUUAUUACAUGGAGUCAAUUAGGUAUUCAUUCAAAACCAAUAAUUUUUUUCAAUAUUGAUGGAUUUUAUGAUGAUUUAUUAAUUUUUUUACAAAAAUCAAUUAAAUCUGGAUUUAUAAGUGAAAAAAAUGGUGAAAUUAUUGUUGUUGGAAAUUCAACUGAUGAAGUUUUAGAAAAAAUUGAAAAUUAUAAAAUUCCUGAAGGUAGAUAUAAUUUAAAUUGGGAAAAUUUAGGUACAUCUAAUGGAAAGAAAUAG